Molecule: messenger RNA, 3250 nt
Organism: Momordica charantia (bitter melon)
Lineage: Eukaryota; Viridiplantae; Streptophyta; Magnoliopsida; Cucurbitales; Cucurbitaceae
Product: testis-expressed sequence 2-like protein (DUF2404)
Cellular component (GO): endoplasmic reticulum
Molecular function (GO): lipid binding
Source: RefSeq, a predicted model, not a curated record
UCCGUGAGAUUUCCCCUAAAUUUCUUCAUUUGGAGGAAAAUUUAAAAUUGACCUUUAUCCCAAAUUAUAAAAUAAGAAAGAUAAUCAAUAUUCUUGAGGCCCAUCAAUUCACAACUGUCACCAUGGCUGCGAUCGAUUCGUCCUUUAAAAUUUAAACCGUCCACUGCAGAAUUUUUUUGCUCUCUGCCUGUGGCUGUUGCUCUCUGGCAAGUAGUGAGACAAAAUUAACAAUCUCAUGCGUUACAAGAUUCUUAAUCCGUUGAUUACGAUUACUUCCACUUCCCGUCAUCAUCCUGGCACUGGACUUGGCGAUAGCAGAACCAGCGCCUGAUUCUGAUUCUUCGCUUUCUUCUCUCGUUUCUGAAAUUAUUUUUCCAUUUUGGGGUUCCGGUGCCGCUUUAUUAUUUCCUUUUAUCAAUUUUUUUCCCAACCGCAAUCCAUUUUUCCGGCACCGGCAACCCAGUUUCGCGAGAUUUGAUGGUUCGGAGUUGGUAAUUUCGAAAAAUUGAUAUGGGGGCGCUCUUGAUUCUGACGUUCGUGUUUGGUUUUGCUUUGGGGGUUGUGGCAAUCAUCGCGGCGGAGGCUCUGGGAGUGUCUAUCAUGUUGAGGAAGUUGAGCAAGAGGUCUGAGAAGGACCUGGCUAAAGCCCAUGCCAAGUUAGAGAAAUCGGUGCCAGAUCCUCUCCAAUCCCUUGAAUUUCUGUCCAACAAACAGGGUCCUGUUUGGAUACUAGAAUCAAAUGUCCUAGAAGAUUUCGUUGAGAAAGCAUCUAAAGAACAAAAGAAAAAGAAGGAUUUCUUGGAGGUAACUCCUGUGAAAAGGUAUGCCACAAUCAAGGACCAUAAAUUAAUGAUAUUGGAACCUGGUGGUAAGAAGAAAACAAUUCAAUUAAAUGGCUGCACCAUUGAAGCCGUUUCAGCAGCAACCUUGCCUUCAAGAAAAUGGGUGAAAAGGUUCCCUUUAAAAUUGGAAAAUAGGACCUCUGUAAUUUAUAAUGAAAGUAAAACAAUUUUCAUUUUUCUUGAGACUUCCUGGGAGAAGGAAUCAUGGUGUAAAGCCCUCCGUUUUGCUUCAUGUGUUGACAAACAAAGACUGCAGUGGUUUGCUACAUUGCACAAAGAGUUCCAUAGUUAUAUCUCUUCAUUAAGUACUGGGUAUCCUUCAUUUAUGAAGCCCUCUGCAGGGUACAAUGCUGAAGCAAUAGAUAAGGAGAUCAAGCCUAAUGCUUCUUCUUCAAAAGUUCGCUUAUUUUUCAGAAGGCUGACAAAGAAGACUUCAAAGGCUGGUUUGGACUACAAAAUAGGUUCUUCUUCUUUGCGUGAAGAAAAGAAGAUUAGUGAGAGGAUUCAUCCGAGUCCAGAUUUUCUUUCAUCAGCAAGCUUGCCAAGGGGAAUUCCAAAGGUGCGGAGUGCUAAAAGUUUCUUGGAGGAAGAUAUGGCAGCACCAUCAACCUUGACUCAUUCAGGAAGCCAAAGUCAAGCCUCUGUUGUCUCGGAAGCAGAUUCUGAUGAGAGGCUCUGGACUGAUGAGGGAACACUUUGUUGGAAUUUGUUGUUAUCACGAUUCUUUUUCGAUGCGAAAAGCAAUGAAGGGCUAAUGAAAUCCUUGCAUGAUCGAAUUCAGAGGAUGUUGUCCAGGAUGAGGACUCCGAGUUACAUUGGUGAAGUCAUCUGUACUAAAGUUCAUCCUGGAAAUCUCCCGCCCAAUAUCAAUUCUAUUAGGGUUCUUCCCUUUGAAUUGAAUGACGUAUGGGCUUUGGAGGUUGACUUCGAAUACUCUGGAGGUUUUGUCUUAGACAUUGAAACUAGAAUUGAAGUUCAUGAAUUAGAUCUUCAAAAAAACGCAGUGGACUCAAAAUCUGAUUCAAGUGAUGUUGGAGAUGUUUCUUCAAUUCUAGAAGAUUAUCUUGGAAAGCAGUUCAUUACUUCUGAAGGAACAGAACAGAACCAGAACCAGGAAGGUGGAUCAGGAAACAGUAAGAACUCCACGUCCUCAACGACUGGUGGAUCCAGGUGGAAAUCUCUAAUGAAUUCCAUUGCUAAACAGGUUUCUCAGGUGCCUAUCUCUUUGGUAGUAAAGAUUGCAUCUCUUCGAGGAACGCUGCGGUUACACAUAAAGCCGCCUCCUUCUGAUCACUUAUGGUAUGGUUUUACAUCCAUGCCUGAUUUGGAGUUGCGCCUGGAAUCAUCGUUUGGGGAUCAUAAGAUUACCAGUGGGCAUGUUGCUUUGUUUUUGAUCAACCGGCUUAAGGCAGUAAUCAAGGAUACUCUAGUGCUCCCCAACUGUGAAAGUAUUUACAUCCCUUUCAUGAUGGCAGAGAAAAAUGACUGGGUUCCGCGGGAUGUUGCACCGCUUCUCUGGCUUAACCAAGGAGCUUCUGAUAAUAAAACUGCAUCUGAAAAUCAGAGAUGCCCUCCUGUUGAGGCCAAAAAUAGAUCUGACGCCAGUAAAGCAACUUCCACUGAUCAACAGGGAACUGUACAUAAAAAACCAAAGAACGUUGAAUCAUCUCAACCGCAGUCUGACUUAUCAAAUGCAUCAAAGGCUUCAUCAAGUACUGGUAAUCCAGUUCCAGCUACAAGUACGACAUUGGAUGAAAAUGAAAUGAGAAUCCCUUUGUUAGAAAAUGACAAAGCAGUUGUAAUUUUGCAGCAAAAUAGAGAGGAGGCCCAAGAGAAUUACCCACCAUCUAGAUCUAGAAGCUUAUUUGGGCUGGAAAAUCAAAACGCUGAAGAAGAUGACUCAAAGCCAAGGAGAAUAGGAAGAAGAGCAAGAAUGCUGGAAAUAGGGAAGAAGAUGGGGGAGAAACUAGAAGAAAAAAGACGUAAUAUUGAAGAAAAGAGCAGGAAUAUUGUUGAGAAGAUGCGAGGAACAUAAAUUUAAUAAAUCUCAAUACUUGAAAAUGGAAGGCAGGAAAUGUGAAUCUGAUUCUGAGAAGUGAAAAUGGGGGUUCUUCGUUUCUUCCAGAUUCACAUACUAAAGCUACCAGAGUACAAAUUUUGCAAGUAUUGUUUUCUUUCUUGAUUCUAGAGCUCGAUUCAGGUGGAGCUGAGGAAAUUCAAAUUGUAUUGGUCCAGUUCUGAGUAUAGGAAAUCCUUAAUGUGAUAUUUUUGUGUUUUAUGGGUUAGAUCAACAUUUCUCUCUGUAUAGAAACCUUACAGUUACAAGCUUAAUCCCCGUGAACAUUGGUGCGCCGUUGGGUACAUCAAAUAAAAGGAGCUUAUCAAUACAUUAAAGAAUUUUUUUAUCA